AUGUUACAACAGGAAAAUUUGAAGCAAAUUGAAGCCAAUAUACUGUUUGAUAAAUGUCUUCAGGCUUACAGAGGUCAUGUUGAGAAUCCAUUGGUGAUUCCACAUGUUCUGUUUGAUGCAGCAAAUGUAGGCAACAUUGAGUGCUUGAUUAAGCUUAUUCGUUUUGACUUUGAUCUAUUAUGGAAAAGAAAAGAGAAUAAAAGCAUAUUUCAUGUUGCUGUUGAGAAGCGCCAUGAAAGCAUAUUCAAUUUACUUAAUGAGAUAGGCUCCAUUGGAAAUCUAAUAAUAGAUCAAAAAGAUGGAAGCAACAUGUUGCAUUUAGCAGCAGAAUCGGCACCUGAAGACAAGCUGAAUGCUAUAUCAGGAGCAGCUCUUCAAAUGCAACGAGAAAUAUUAUGGUUCAAGGAGGUGGAAAAGGUUGUACCACCUGCGUUCAAAGAAAUGAAAAAUGGAGGUCAGGAAACACCGUAUGUUUUAUUUAAGAGGACACACAAGGAGUUAAGGACGAAGGGAGAGAAGUGGAUGACAGACACAGCUAAUUGUUCUAUGGUGAUUUCUACACUAAUUGGCUCUAUAAUGUUUAGUGGCCUAAUAGCUGAUGGAUUAGAUGAUGGUUCUAAUCUUUAUCUUGCCUUUUCAAUUUCAAGUGCAAUAGCAUUAUUCUCCUCUUCAACAUCCCUAGUGUUUUUCUUAUCCAUCCUUACCUCCCAUUAUUCCUACGAAGACUUUCUUGCACGGUUACCUACUAGGUUGUUGUAUGGAGUCGCCACACUUUGCAUCUCAAUUGCGGCCAUGAUGGUUGCAUUUCUUACAUCCUUUCGGUUGAAGAAUCUUAACCGGAAGGAAUUACCAGUGAUCUUUGAUGUCAUUGGUUUUUUUGCUUGUGUGCCAAUCUUAUUAUACGUGUUGCUGAUGUGGGACCUAUUUGUUUAUAUAGCCAAAUCUACCUUCUUUCAGUAUAAGCCACGCCAACAUCUACUUUACAAGGAGGUAUCCCACGGACCAGCAAAUCCUCCCAUCCAAGAACUAGGGAAUCUGGCAAGGGUCUGAACUCUGAAUCCAGCACCCACUGCAAUAAUUUGGCGUAUAAAAUAAUUAUUAGCAAUGGCCAUUUAAGUGCGACUAGUCAAUCUUUUAUGUUGCUUUCCAU
Quercus robur (English oak) is the source of this 1150-nucleotide messenger RNA. RefSeq lists its product as uncharacterized. The coding region runs from base 1 to 1050 and encodes 349 amino acids. Lineage: Eukaryota; Viridiplantae; Streptophyta; Magnoliopsida; Fagales; Fagaceae. The record is from RefSeq and is a predicted model, not a curated record. The transcript is spliced from 2 exons.